Molecule: messenger RNA, 2481 nt
Organism: Jaculus jaculus (lesser Egyptian jerboa)
Lineage: Eukaryota; Metazoa; Chordata; Mammalia; Rodentia; Dipodidae
Gene: Tmem268
Product: transmembrane protein 268
Exons: 10
Coding region: 520-1548 (342 amino acids)
Source: RefSeq, a predicted model, not a curated record
GAGAGGAGAGGGCGGAGGCCGGGCGACCGCUGCCCCGGGCUCGGGCCAGGUGCGGGGUAGAUCCGGGGCCCCGGGAGCCCGCUUUCGUUUCUGGCUUCCUCGGGGCCACGCUCCUUGGUCCCGGAUCGUUCACGUCCUCCUCUGGGGCUUUCGUGUCCACGUCCGUGAAAUGCGGAGCUGGGGCUCCCUGGCUCUCCAGGCUGGUCCACUCCAAACUUCUGGGACUCCAAACCUCCUCUGGUCUCUUGCUGGACUUCCAGUGUAACUGGCCGAGCGGCCCCUGAAGGAGAAAAGUUGCUCGCCUGGUCCGUGAGGGGCAUCCCCGGAAGGCAGGCCGGCAGAGGUGGUAGGAAAUGGAGGCAGACAGUAGUUCAAUAAAUUUACUCAAGGUCACCUAAGUGGGAAGCUGUACGCCUGGGCAGGUUACUUCAUCCAUCAAGAAUAACAGCCUCAGGCAUGUGAAGAGGAGUGGCUACUUGAGUUAUACUGCCAGGAAGUAGAGGUGGCUGGCUUUCUGCUAUGGCCUCUGAGCCUCAGAUGGAUGCUGGUGGGGUGGCUGGCCCACUGCCCAUCUCCUCCCCAGGCUGGAGCACCCUGCCUCAGGCGACCCCUCCUGGCUGGAGGCAAGAGAUGCACAAUGGCCAAGUCCUCACAGUCCUCCGGAUUGACAAUACCUGUGCACCCAUGUCCUUCGAUCUUGGAGCUGCAGAGGAGCAACUACAGACCUGGGGCAUUCAGGUCCCUGCCGAGCAGUACAGGAGCCUGGCCGAGAGUGCCCUCUUGGAGCCUCAAGUGAGGAGGUACAUCAUCUACAACUCCAGGCCUGUGAGGCUGGCCUUGGCUGUGGUGUUCUACAUGGUCUUGUGGGCCAACAUCUACUCUACCAGCCAGAUGUUUUCCCUGGGCAGCCAGUGGGCAGGUGUGCUGCUGGUGACCUUGGCUGCUGUGAGCCUGACCCUGACCCUCGUGCUGGUCUUUGAGAGGCAGCAGAGGAAGGUCAACACUAACACAGACCUAAGGCUAACAGCAACCAAUGAAGCCCUCCUGAGACAUCGGGUGCUCCUGGGGGUGACAGACACAGUGGAAGGAUGCCAGAGUGUGAUCCAGCUCUGGUUCAUCUACUUUGACCUGGAGAACUGUGUGCAGUUUUUGUCUGACCAUGUCCGGGAAAUGAAGAGGAGCCAAGAGUCUAUGCUGAGAACCAGAUUGAACCAGCUGUGUGUUGUCAUGGAGACAGGGGUGAACCCUGUGGAAGAGGGCCCUGGGGACUUGGAGGAUGCGCCUCUGCUGCCCAGAACUCCUGGUCCUCAGGAGAGCCCUGUCACACAGACAGAGAUCCAACAGCUCAUCCCCGAGGCUGAGCCAGAGGAAAUGGCUCGGCAGCUGCUGGCGGUGUUUGGUGGCUAUUACACCCGGCUCCUGGUGACCUCCCAGCUCCCUCAGGCAGCAGGGACACGACACACAGACUCUCCGAGGGUUCCAUGCCCCUGUCAGCUUAUAGAAGCCCACUUCCUGGGCACAGGGUGCUGCCUGUUCCUGGCCAGGUGACCUAGGGACAUAGGCGUUCACCUUCCUCUGAUACUGAAAGUUGGAGAAGCUUGAGGAGUUCUUGACCACCACUGUGAGUUGAGACAAGAUCACCAUUUGAGGACACAUCAGGGUUGGUCACAGGAACCUCACGUGCAUGCCAGUACCCUGCACAGAAACACCUUUCUGGCAUGCUAUGUUUCUCCUAGCUUCACUGAGUCAGUGGUAACUGAGCUGGUCUCAGCUCACUCCUCUCUGGGCUGCUUGGGCCUGUGGCCUGGAUGGAAGAACUGAUCUCUCUUUCCUUCCUUUUCCCAAGAGCCCCACAGCACUGCAGACAACUGCACAGGGAAAAUCCCUGUUGAAGCUUAGACUCAAAUGGUACUUCCACUCCAGUCCCUUCAUGUCAGAUGGGGAAACUGAGGCUCAAGGAGGGCACUGCUGUUUCUGUAUUACCUCUGACCUCCGAAGUUAUAAGCCCACCUGAAGAAGAGAAGAGAGUCUCAGAAUGUCCUCUGUUCUUAGGCUUUUCUUCCCGUGUUUUAUGAAGGACAGCAGCAUCUGGCCUACAGAAGACAGAUAGAGGCAAGGGCAGCUGACCGUUAGCUGUGGACUUGGGACACAAGGCUCUGACUUGAUGGUGUUUCUGUUCAAAGCACUGGCUUGGGCUGUGCUCUCAGCCCACAGGGUCAGGAGGGUCAGUGGUGCAGUGCUGCGAGGCUGGCCACUCCUGCACCUCAGAGAAGAGCUCAGAGACGCCACGUGCUCCACUCCCCGAAGACUGCUACAACCCAGAGAAGAGCUCAGAGACGCCACGUGCUCCACUCCCCGAAGACUGCUCCAGAGGCCACAGCCAAAAGCCCUGGCCCAGUGUUGUGAGGCUCCCAGCCCAGCUCUCAUCUGCGAUUUUGGUUUUAUCUCCCCCAAAACACCACAUUAAAAGUUGAAACUCUU